Polyodon spathula (Mississippi paddlefish) is the source of this 5114-nucleotide messenger RNA. It is a transcript of the gene rcan3, whose product is annotated as regulator of calcineurin 3. The transcript is spliced from 4 exons. Gene Ontology annotation, biological process: calcium-mediated signaling. The record is from RefSeq and is a predicted model, not a curated record. Lineage: Eukaryota; Metazoa; Chordata; Actinopteri; Acipenseriformes; Polyodontidae. Gene Ontology annotation, molecular function: nucleic acid binding; calcium-dependent protein serine/threonine phosphatase regulator activity. Gene Ontology annotation, cellular component: cytoplasm; nucleus. Bases 296 to 1009 code for a protein of 237 amino acids.
UACCAGAAUUAAGGACCAAAAAUCGUACACUGUUGCAUUGUAAUAUGUUUGGUUGUUUUAGUAUGUUCUUUGAAAGUAAUUUUAUGCCUUUUUUUUUUUGAUACUCUAAUACCACUCGCACCGUCGUUUGCCUACCGCUAGAAGUCGCUGCAUUGAGCGCCUGGAGAAAUUCUGAAAUCUAUAGUUGUUUAAAACGGUGUGUAACAUUACCCUCUUACCGGUUCCCAAGUGUUCUGUUCCUCAGCUGAGCCCACGCACUGAUCUAGUUUGCUCCCCAGCACUCUCCCGCCCCACGAUGCUGAGAGACAGUGUGAAGUGCUGGAGCAACGGCCAGACCGACUCCUACAACAGUGACCAGGAAGAGGAGGAGGAGGAGGAGGAGAUGGUCUUCGGAGAGAACGACGGGGACCUGGACGAGAUGAUGGACUUGAGUGGCCUGCCUACCUCCCUGUUCGCCUGCAGUGUUCACGAAGCAGUAUUCGAAGAUGAACAUCAUAGGGAAAGAUUUGAGGCCCUGUUCAGGAUUUACGACGAGCGGGCCACGUUCCAGUUGUUUAAAAGCUUCUGCAGAGUGCGGAUAAACUUCAGCAACCCCGAGGCUGCAGCAAGAGCAAGAAUAGAACUUCACGAAUCAGAGUUCAACGGGAGCCAAUUAAAACUCUACUUUGCACAGGUACAGAAUGUCAGUGAAGACACAGACAAAUCGUACCUGGCACCACCUCAGCCCGUCAAACAGUUUCUCAUCUCUCCCCCUGGUUCCCCUCCUGUGGGCUGGAGCCAAAGCGAAGAAUUAACACCAGUCAUCAACUACGACUUGCUGUGUGCUGUCGCCAAACUGGGCCCAGGAGAGAAGUACGAGCUCCAUGCCGGGACUGAGUCCACCCCCAGCGUCGUGGUGCACGUGUGCGAGAGUGAAGCCGAGGAGGAGGAAGAGGGUGAAGCUAAAGCACCCAAACAGAAGAUCGUUCAGACAAGGCGCCCAGAGGCUCCCCCGCAGCUGUUCGAUUAAAUCCAGGACUCUGUUUAGGAUUUCAUUUAGCCUGUUUACUUUGUUAAGAUAGCGGGGUACAUAAACCAGACCUGCGCAGGUGGAAUUUAUACAGGUGCAGAAUUUGUAUUGAAGGGGCAUGUUCACAGAGACAGGUGUAUUCCAGAAUGCCAAGCUCACCUCAUCUGCUCAUUUAAAGCACCGUGGUUUUCAAUUUUUUUUUUCUUUUUUGUUCUUCUUUGUUUUUGUUUUAAGAACCAGUAUCAUUAACUUGGUACCAUCACUCAAACCAUAGGCCUAGAGAUCAGCAAAGGUCUGUUGCACUUCUGCAUAUCAGCUGUCCUGUAGUAUUGCAAAAUCUCAAGGACACAGUGCUUUAUAUAAUACUGUAUGUGUAUCAUAAAAAAAGUUCAGAACCUUGAAAACUCUGGGAAUUGUUGUACAUAAUGGUUUUAAUGUUAGCUGCAUGUCUUGACAGGAGAUUGAAGACGGUUGCCAGCAGUAAUUGGUCUGUUCUCAGCAGAACGUGUCUGCAGCCGGCACCUGUAAAUGUAACUACGCUAUUUUGCUAAGACGGGCUCCGUACGAUAAAACGUCUUGUUUUUAUGAAUGUCUGCAGAGACAGAGAGAAACAGAGAGGAGCUGUUGUCAAUCACACCUGGUUCUGUUGUUCAUUAGCAAGAGAUGAAGAAAAAGAAAUCGAAGAAAACCUUUAAAAAAAAGUUUUUAAAACAUACAUUUGCGGAAUUCGGGCGCCGGCUGAAGUCAUGGCAGCGAUCGUGUGUUUAUUAUUUUUGUUUUCUUUAUUCAGGCCGGCUCGUGGUGGUCACCCCUGAAUGUAAACUCUACAGUCAUCACAUACUGUUUGUGUAUAUAGUCUGAAAAAAUGUGUUGGAGUGGAAGGGAUCCUGAAAAAGAGAGGCAGGCGGUACAAAUGUUAAAGAUGCAAAAAGGAUAGGAAUGUCAGUUCAUCUUAAAAGCCUAAUUAUUAUGUAGCGCUACUGCGACCCUGUAAAGGAUUAAGCAGUUAAUGAUAAUGGAUAGAUGGAUGGAUUACUUAGUGCUUUAAAAUACAAUGUCCUUUUCCUUUUCUAUACAAGUGGUUUGUUUUGCAAUUAUUCAAUUCAGUUCAGCUCAUCGGUUUUAGUUGCCUGCCAUAGACACAUGUUACACAGGCUAGAUCAGCCAGAGCUUCUUUAUAUUAAAGCCUCAGCGCCAUCUAGUGCUUUUAGUAUUGCCAGAAAUACAAUAAGAACCUAUUUAGUUACUUAUCACUUCUCAGUACAUUAAAAAAAAGUAAUUACAAUAUUAACCAUUCAGAAUAACACCAUAAAGUGUUUUGAAGCUAAAUAUUGCAUGUCAAAUACUUUCAUAAAAUCAUGACUUUAUCGAUUUCCUUUUCUGUCCCCUUCGUUGCAGUCUGUAUAACGUGUUUCUAAUUCUGUUCCAGAACAAACCCGUGAUUGUUUCUGACAAGCUACAACAGACAAGCAGAAAACCACUGUACAGUCAAAAUUAGAAAUCCUUAAAAAAAAAAAAAAAAUAUAUAUAUAUAUAUAUAUAUAUAUAUAUAUAUAUAUAUAUAUAUAUAUAUAUAUAUAUAUAUAUAUGCAUCAUUAAUAAACAUAACAAAAAAUGUACAUAGGAAAUUCACUGUAAAAUAAGUGUAGCGCAGGCCAAAAAAAAAAUCUUUAUAUGCUCAUCGAUCAUCGCUGUAACAAAUAAAGUAGGUUACAAAUCUGAACGACAUCUGUAUUUUCCAGUUGUUAAAUUCAAAAGGGGAAUUUGAAACUCGGUUCUUGUAUAUCGAUUGUGAGGUGAUCAAUACAAAAAGAUGAAGUCCGCAAGAAACCUAAGCUGUUAUUUAACCCUAAUGUUCUGCGACUAUAUCUUCAAGUGCUUAUUUAACCUCAUAAGCGCCGUUAUAUUAAAAAGCAUUUUAUUUCAGAAUUUUAUUUCGAUUUUCUUUUUUUGUUGUUUUGGACAAAACACCUUUAUAGCCUUUGCUUUCACCAGCCUGGAUGUGUUAGAAAUGUAUUACAAAUUUCAUAUACCAAUGUGUAAAUCUGAUGGGAUUGGUGUUUGUGUUUUGUAGCUUUAGUGGGAGGGAGGGUUGUAACUAUAUGUGGGGUAAUGUAACCACGCCACAAAACUAACGUGUGGCCUUGUCUGUGUUUGCACCUACUAUAUUCUCUAACGUGAGCUUCGCUUUGAACUACGGGCCUCAAAGCAAGUGUACCUUGUUCACAUGUAAAUUGUCGAAGGAUGUGUGCUGAGCAAGCAUGUUGUCAGAUCAUGUCUAUCUAGUAUUUUAAUGCCUGCCAUUUGGGGUUUUCAGAAACUGGGUGCAUUUUCUACCGGUAAAUAAUCUGAAAUUUUAAUGUGGUGUCGCGUUUAUAACAAAGUUAUCAGUUUUGGUAGCUGUCGCCCCACCCCACCCCCCGCCCUGUGCUGUAUCCACGCAGUAUCUUGCUCAAAAUAAACAUUGUUGUUCUGUUAUUUGUUAUUGGCACAUCCAUAUCAUUUUUUAAUUUUCUUUAUUUGUUCAUUUUAAAUAUUUGACCAGGAUACGGGCAAAUGAGACGUCAGAGUCAUAAAUUACAGAUAUAAGGUUUUUUUUUUUUUUUCUCGUAAAUCUUAGAAAGAUCUAACAGUAGAAGCGAUUCUUUAUUAUCAGACAAAACUAAAUGCAGAAUGUUAAUCUUUUUAACAGCUUUUUUCUGCAGGUUUUUGCACAUCACUGGUGCAAAUACAUCCCCUGUCGCGCGUCACCUGUACCAUCUGUUACAUGUGUAAUAUAUAUAUUUUUUACAUUUCAACACAUAUAAUAUAUUCUGUAUCUAAUGGUAUUUAAAAAAAAAAUAAGACAGCAAACAGCUUAAUAAACCUUUUAUCUUUUCUAAAAGAAAAAAAGAAGCAUUUUGUGAACCGUUAGUAAAUGGAACGCUUGGUAAAGAUAUUUCAGUUGUUCUCCACAGUGUCAGCCUGUGAUUUCUUCAGCUACUGUAUGACCUGUUUAUAUGUAUACUUACCAACUGUAAAUACAAUUUUAUAAUACAUAGUAGCGAUUCAAUGUUUAGUGCUUCGAGAAGGCAGUAGGACGUUUUAGUAAAUGUAUUUUUUUUUUAUUUUUAUUUUUUAACACAUUGCAUGGCUUGGUAUUGCCCACAUUCCAAAACUGUUUCAGUGCUCAUAUUUAAAAUAGUAGUACUAUUGUUUUCAGAGUUGUAUUGUCAUAACUUGUAGAAUAUGGGCAUUUUCAGGGCACUGCAUAACCACAAACAAAAAUAGAUACAGUAAUAAAAUACUAUUUGCUAGUGUAAUAAAAUGAUAAGCGUGUGGGUUUUACACUAUAAACACUCAAUCUAACGCACAGUACGGCUAACUGCAAGUGCAAUAUAAUGCUUUUCAGACUGUGUUUAAAAGGUUAAUGCUUUCCAGGCUUAUUUGUUCACCUGCUGUUCUAAUGCUAUUUCAAUACGGUCCACUGUGUUGUAUUAAGUAUGUGAAAUAGUGGCACAAAGGACUCCAGUGUUUUGAGUGUAAACUGUAUAUUAAUACCUACUGUAGCAAGUCAAACUGCGAGAGCGGUAUGCUGCAAAGCUUUUGCCUGCUCAUUUUGUGCUUCGCAUUAAGAAGACUCUCAGUAAGUUUUAAAAUAAGCAACUUUUAGUGUCAGAAAUGGGUUUGCAUGGGUCAAGAACAUCAGUAGAUUUGUAUUCCAUUGGGAGUCCCGCUCAUAACCCCUUAGUCUUGGAAAUGCACCCAGUUUUAGCUUUUUUUUUUUGUUUUUUUGGUUUUUUUUUACCUUUACAAGGUAAAGGUCUAAAGGUCAAAAUCGUUACCCUUGUUUUGUUGAAAUGAAUUCUGCGUCUUCUUGUACUGUAGUUGUUUAAAAAAUGUGGCAAUCAAGCAAUAAUUUAUGGUUAUCUCUGUAUUUAAUGUAUUGUGUUUAAUCAUUUUACCUGACCUGUGACUGGCUUGUUUUUAGUGUAGAAGUAUGAAUGUAAUUUGUUUCGCAUAGAGUUAUAUAAAGGAAUAUUCUUAAACCUGCUGCUUUGUCAUUGUUUGUUGCCCUCAAGUUUAUAUUGCCCUAUUGCAGAUAAAAUAAAGGACUUCUGCUUUG